This is a messenger RNA of Aureobasidium pullulans EXF-150, 1345 nucleotides long. RefSeq names its product GroES-like protein. Gene Ontology annotation, molecular function: oxidoreductase activity, acting on NAD(P)H. NCBI's taxonomy places the organism in Eukaryota, Fungi, Ascomycota, Dothideomycetes, Dothideales, Saccotheciaceae. The coding region runs from base 298 to 1335 and encodes 345 amino acids. The transcript has 2 exons. The record is from RefSeq and is a predicted model, not a curated record.
CACUGGUCCACAGAGAUGCCUCGCUUGAUCCACUCCCUCUGGAUGUGGCACCGGUUUAAAGACCAUUCGUGCAUCUUUACAGCUAAACGAGAGACAGACUUUCACACGAAGCGAUGAUGACUGAUCAACCUCCAAGCUCGAUGUUUCGGAUUAUUCAGCAGGCGACGAUGUGUUUCUAGAACAAGAACCCCCCAUAUGCUACCCCUCUUUUAAUACAACAUUUCAUACUUAAGAGCUUCUCCAAUUGACUUUUGAAUCCUUCAAUCCAUACACACAUUUCCACAUCACAUCACAACAAUGGCACCCUCAAACAUGAAGGCCAUCAAGGUCGUUGAAGCCAAGAAGGCUGAGAUUCAGGACGUUGCUGUUCCUAAGCUCCGCGACGACUAUGUCCUGGUCAAGGUUGAUGCUGUUGCAUUGAACCCUACCGACUGGAAGCACAUUGACUAUCUCGCCAACCCUGGAGCCACUGUCGGUUGUGACUACGCCGGUACCGUCGAGGAGGUCGGCUCAGCUGUCCAGAAGAAGUUCUCCAAGGGUGACCGCAUUGCUGGUUUCUCCCACGGUGUCAACUCUGCCAACAAGGAGGAUGGUUGCUUCGCACAAUACGCUCUCGCCAAGGGUGAUGUCCAGAUGAAGGUCCCCGAGUCUCUGUCCACCGAGGAUGCCGCCACUCUUGGUGUCGGUGUCACCACCGUUGGACAAGGUCUCUACCAGAGCUUGAAGCUCCCCCUCCCCACCGAGCCCGCUAAGCAGCCCUUCCCCGUCCUCAUCUACGGUGCCUCGACCGCCACCGGUACCCUCGCCGUCCAGUACGCCAAGCUCUCCGGCCUCGAGGUCAUCGCCAUCUGCUCUCCUCACAACUGGGACCUCGUCAAGUCCCUCGGCGCCGACGCCACCUUCGACUACAAGGACCCCGAGUGCUCCAAGAAGAUCCGCGAGCACACCAAGGACAACCUCAAGCACGCAUUCGACUGCAUCUCCGAGGGCAGCUCCCCCGACAUCUGUGGCAACGCUCUUUCCAGCAAGGGUGGUGUCAUCUCCUUCCUUCUCCCUGCCAAGUCUUCCCGCGAGGACGUCGAGGACAAGAGCACUUUGGGCUACACUGUUGUUGGUGAGGCCUUCAGCUUCGGUGGCACUCCCAUCCCCGCUAAGCCUGAGGACUUCGAGUUCGGUCGCAUGUUCUGGGAAUUAGCUGAGAAGCUGUUCGCCGACGGCAAGGUCAAGGCUCACCCCAAGGAGGUCCGCAGCGGUGGUCUCGAGGGUAUCUUCGGUGGCUUGAACGACCUAAAGACCGGCAAGGUCUCCGGUACCAAGCUCGUCUACAAGAUCUAAGAGGUUGGAC